AUGGGAGCAACUUCCUCUACGAUUGGAAUGAUACCAAGAGAAAACACUGGGUCGGUUAAAGAAUUGACAAUGCUUUCGUUAUACUCUCCAUCUUCUCCCUUUUCAAAAAUAUCUAGUCCUGAAAAAAAAUCGACAUCAAGCAAAAAGGAUGAUACUCUUGAUGAACUUGAUAUUGAUAUGUUUUACAUUAAAUCCGACAAAAAACGAAGUCAGUCGAGUCGUGAAUACACAAAAAAGCCUUCGACGUUCUUUUCACAUCGUAAGAGUAGAAAUUGCGAGACUCGAAUAUCCAAAUUAAAAAUAACUAAAAAUACCAAAUGUGUAAUUGAUGACAAGUUGGUUCGACAGGACAUAGGUGCAUUAGAGCAUAAUUUCUUCUACUCAUUUUUAAUGGCGAAAGUGAUGUGUGAAAAUUUCAAUUCAAUUUACGACACUAAAAUUCAUGGAUUUGAUACACGUAAUUUGCGAAGUGAAAUAUGUGGGAAAAGAUCUCUUCUUUUUGUUUUUCAAACAAAAGAAUACGUUUUUGGCUUUUAUCAAAAGGACAUGAUUCCAUUGGUGAAGUCUAAUGAACCGACCCAAGUGACUUCCGAAGAGACUUUUCUCUUCUUCAUGAAACGUGAAUUGGAAUGUCCUUUUCUCAUCACCAAACGAGACCAAAAAAAGACGAAUUUCUCGUUGUAUGCAAACGAUUCUACAACACUCAUCUCGUGUUACUCUGCUUUUUGGUUGGAUACAAAUGGAAAUCUCUCAUUCAACCCACACAUGAAAGACUCUUACAAUAUCAAAUUAGAGUCUUACAGUCACUCACAUCUAAGUUCUUCUAUCAACAAUCAAUUCUGUGAAAGAAUGUUAGUCCUCAAAUGUUUAUAG
Messenger RNA from Entamoeba invadens IP1, 873 nucleotides. RefSeq lists its product as hypothetical. NCBI's taxonomy places the organism in Eukaryota, Evosea, Mastigamoebida, Endamoebidae. The record is from RefSeq and is a predicted model, not a curated record. Bases 1 to 873 code for a protein of 290 amino acids. The transcript has a single exon.